GCGGCGGAGUUUGGGCGGCGGGCGGGAGCUGCCGCUCCGGCUCCGGCUCCGGCAGCGGCUCCGGCAGCGGCUCCUUGCAGAUUUGUAACCAACAUAAUGCUGGAACAUCAAACUCGGAGGCAACGUUUUUCAAAAUGGCGCAGUCGGAUGCUAGUUUGGACCACGUCAUACCAUUGUCCAUUCUUCCUACUUCCUGGGUUAAAUGUAUUGUGGGAUUCAUUUCCCUUGUGUGUUUUGCUAGUAGUUAUGAUGGAGAUUUUGUUUUUGAUGACUCUGAAGCCAUCAUCAAUAAUAAGGACCUCCAAGCCGAAACUCCACUUGGUGACUUGUGGCAGCAUGACUUUUGGGGCAGUAAACUCAGCAGCAGCACCAGUCAUAAAUCAUACCGACCACUCACCGUCCUAACUUUCCGGAUUAAUUACUAUUUAUCUGGAGGUUUCUACCCAAUGAGUUUUCGUGUGGUCAACAUUCUACUGCAUUGUGCCAUUUCUGUCUUAAUGGUUGAUGUCUUCUCAAUUUUGCUUGGUGGACUACAAUAUACCAAUAAAGGAAGGCGGUUAAACCUCGCUCCCAAAUCAUCCCUGUUAGCUGCGUUGCUCUUUGCUGUCCAUCCAGUGCAUACUGAGUGUGUUGCCGGUAUUGUUGGCAGAGCAGACCUUCUGUGUGCCCUGUUCUUUUUGUUAUCGUUCCUUGGCUACUGUAAAGCGUUUAAAGAAAGUAACAAGGAAGGAACUCAUUUUUCAACAUUCUGGGUGUUGCUGAGUGUUCUCUUGGGGGCAGUAGCCAUGCUGUGCAAAGAGCAAGGGAUUACAGUUCUGGGUGUGAAUGCUGUAUUUGAUGCCCUAGUAAUAGGCCGAUUAAAUAUUCUGGAAGUUGUCCAAAAGGUAUUACAUAAAGACAAAUCACUGGCGGGCUUUGGGUGGCUUAAGAAAGGUGGCCUUCUCUGGAGAAUGGCUCUUCUAUCAUCUGGAGGAGCUGCAACGCUGUAUCUGCGCUGGAGAAUCAUGGGCACAGGACCACCAGCUUUUACCGAUGUUGAUAACCCAGCGUCGUUUGCCGACAACCUGCUUGUCAGAGUUAUAAACUAUAAUUACUACUAUUCAUUGAAUGCAUGGUUGCUGCUGUGUCCCUGGUGGCUGUGUUUUGAUUGGUCAAUGGGCUGCAUACCCCUUAUUAAAUCAGUCAGUGACUGGAGAAUAAUUGCACUAGCAGCACUUUGGUUCUGCCUAAUUGGCUUGAUAUGCCAAGCUCUAUGCUCUGAAGACAGCCAUAAGAGAAGAAUUCUUACGCUGGGAUUGGGAUUUCUCAUUAUUCCAUUUCUUCCUGCAAGCAACCUGUUCUUCCGAGUGGGAUUUGCCGUGGCAGAAAGAGUCAUCUACCUCCCUAGCGUUGGAUACUGUGUAAUUCUCACCUAUGGCUUUGGAAUACUAAGCAAACACGUUAAGAAAAAGAAACUUAUUGCUGCUGGUAUAAUAGGAAUUUUGCUUAUAAACAUGGUACGCUGUGUUAUCCGCAGUAACCAGUGGCGGAGUGAGGAAAAGCUUUUCAGGAGUGCCCUGUCUGUGUGUCCUCUAAAUGCUAAAGUGCAUUACAAUGUUGGGAAAAAUUUGGCGGAUAAAGGCAACCAAACUGCAGCAAUCAAGUAUUACAGAGAAGCCGUAAGACUGAACCCAAAAUACGUUCAUGCCAUGAAUAACCUUGGAAAUAUCUUGAAAGAAAGGAAUGAACUCCGAGAGGCAGAAGAGUUGCUCUCUCUUGCUGUUCAAAUUCAGCCAGACUUUGCUGCUGCAUGGAUGAAUCUAGGCAUAGUGCAGAAUAGCUUGAAAAGGUUUGAAGCCGCUGAACAAAGCUACUGGACAGCCAUUAAACACAGAAGAAAAUAUCCAGACUGUUACUACAAUUUAGGCCGUUUGUAUGCAGACUUGGAUCGUCACAUAGACGCAUUGAAUGCGUGGAGAAAUGCUACAGUUCUGAAACCAGAACACAGUUUGGCUUGGAACAAUAUGAUUAUCCUGCUUGAUAAUACAGGUAAUCUAGUCCAAGCUGAAGCAGUUGGGAGAGAGGCACUGGAAUUAAUUCCUAAUGAUCAUUCUCUUAUGUUUUCUUUGGCAAAUGUGUUGGGGAAAUCUCAGAAAUACAAGGAAUCUGAAGCUUUAUUCCUCAAGGCAAUUAAAUCCAAUCCAAAUGUUGCAAGUUACCAUGGUAAUUUGGCUGUGCUUUACCAUCGCUGGGGAAAUCUUGACUUAGCCAAGAAACACUAUGAAAUGUCACUGAAGCUUGAUCCAACUGCACCAGGGACCAGGGAGAACUACAACCUCCUAAUAAGAAAACUAGAACACUUGCAUAAGAAAGGCAUCGGAUCUUUUUAAAAGCCAGUGCAUGAUGCAUAGCAUUAAAAUAUUACAUGGCUUAUUUGAAUCAUGUAAGAACUCUAGGCAUGGUUAUUUAUUUUAGGGGCUUCUUUUUAGAAAGCAGUCACAGCACCAGCAACACACACUUGAAUGCUCAAUGUGAGUUUUGCAUUGGAAAUGUAUUUUUCAUCGGAUUCGAUUAGAGUUUUUAAAACAACUGCAAAGUCAUAUUUUAAUUAGGAUGAAAAGAAAUAUCAUGAACUAUUUUUAAAGUUCAAAGAAGCAAAAUCUGCAAUAGUUGCGUAAGUAAAGUUGACUACCAUCAUUAAACUGUGUCUUUUCUUGUCUUACACUGUCGAGUCGUCUCCGACUCAUAGCGACUCCAUGGACGCAUCUCUCCCAGAACACCUCAUCUCCAUCUGGUAGUGUAUCCGUACCGUUUUCUUGGUAAAAAUAUGCAAGUGGUUUCCUAUUGCCUUCUUCUGUUAAACUUGGUACAUCAUGACAAAGAAAUGAGAAAUGACUAGAUUGACUUUUGGGAGUAAUUUACAUGAAUCACAAGUCUCUGUUAUAUUUCAGCAUUUUAUUUAAUUGCAGGGGGAAAAACUUGUCUUUAAUCUCAAAUUUGUAUUUAGUAUACUAUGCACUGCCUUGUGAUGAAAUAUUAUUUUAUAAAUGCUACUUUUUCUUGGUUUUUUGAAUAGCUUGCAAGCAGAAAAGAUUAGAUUUUCCUCAUCUAUACAUGUCCCAUAUUUUUUUUUUUAGGAAGAAAUCUGCUCAUGCAAUAUCUGCAGUCUUCCUAACUUGUGUGAUUAUAAUAUGUAGGAAGUCAUAGAAAAUCCGUCGUAAACUGUUUGUGUCAGUGUGAAAACUCACUCCACCUUUGAGGAAUGCAGGUUUCCUUUCCGACCAUGAUUUUAAGAUCAGUAACAAUGUUUAAAGUUUACAGUUGUACUGUUUUGUGUAACUUAGCACUCUGUGCACAUUAGGCUUGUUGCUAUUACUGUGUCAGUAGUUCAUUAACAUAACACGGAGACCUUAAUUAUUACCAUUUAUCACUCUACCACAAUGAGUUUCUUGUUGUGUAAAGCUCAUCUCUGAACCAAAGGACAACUGUACUAUAUAAGGCUAGUGAACUGCUGAUCCAGAAACGACAGAGCACCGUGAGAUUCCGUAUUUGUGAUACGCAGUACUCUCGGCCAUGAACUUUAAACAAUUUCUGUAACCUGUUUUUCCCUGUAAUAUGAAAACAUUUUAACGUCACUUGGGAGUGCACCCAGUGUGAUGGUCACUGCAUACCACCUAAGCCCUCUGUCCCAUAAGACAACUGUAAUUAUGUUUAUCCAUGAAUUCUUUCAGGAACCUUAGCUCCAGAAUUGUAAACUGUUAUAUGAUAGCCCUUGAAUGAAGACUGCAAACUCCCUUUUCCCUAUAGUAUUUUUUACCUUUUUAAAAUUGUUUUGCCUAGCAUCAAGAGGGCUGCAAACAGAAGUAUGAAUAGCGGGUUUUUAAACAGUUUUAUAACCUAUGCAUCUGCUUUGAAAGUUGUGUAUCUGAAUGAUUACAGGCACUGAUUUUCCAAAUCUGCACGAAACAUUUUUCACCCAAAAAGAAUCGACAUUUUUUUUUUGGUUUUGUGAUGGUGAGAGAAUUGAAAUGUCUUUUUAUGUGCUUUUGACACAGAAUGUAGCCGUCCUCAUGGGUAUGUACUGUUUUGGUUUUUCUAUUACCUUUUGUAUGCUGUCGGCCUACUGGUUUACUCAGCUCUGUAAAUCCUUACUUAUUAAAGUCCUUUCACAAAC
This is a messenger RNA of Ornithorhynchus anatinus (platypus), 4153 nucleotides long. RefSeq names its product transmembrane O-mannosyltransferase targeting cadherins 4 (gene TMTC4). Gene Ontology annotation, biological process: protein O-linked glycosylation via mannose; endoplasmic reticulum unfolded protein response. Gene Ontology annotation, molecular function: mannosyltransferase activity; protein binding. Gene Ontology annotation, cellular component: endoplasmic reticulum. The record is from RefSeq and is a predicted model, not a curated record. The transcript is spliced from 18 exons. The coding region runs from base 135 to 2369 and encodes 744 amino acids. Lineage: Eukaryota; Metazoa; Chordata; Mammalia; Monotremata; Ornithorhynchidae.